UCGUACGCAUUGGCAACCACUUGUUUCCCAACAAAGAAGAAAGACCGGAAAUCUCCCGAAUACACACUACUGUAGAGAAAACGAAGAAUUGUUUGGAUUUGCCUCAAAAAAACAACUUUUGACCCCUGGGAAUAAUCCGUCACGAUUGCUUGAAGGUCAAAUCCUAAAGAGGUGCGAUGGACAUUGGCAUUGCCGUCUCACUCAUCCGGGGUCAGAUGGGCGCGGUGGUGGAGCGGGCCGUCAACGUCGCCGUGGAGACGGUGCUGGCAGAGAUGCUCAAAGUGGUGGGCGUGAAGUUCGAGGAGCUGAAGGCGCAGCUGGCGCACACGAGGCAGGACGUCGCGGCGCUGCAGCGGGAGAAGGCCCUGAAAGAGAAGGAGAACGACAACAUCCGCGCCAAGCUGCGCUAUACCGAGCUCAAGCUCAAGUACUACCGGCAGGGGGUGGAGGAGGAGCUGCAACACAGGGUCUCUGGCAGCUCAGCUCUGGUUCGCAACCUUCCGUCCAAACUCUCUCCGGGGCAGGGAGGAGGCGCUGGUGUCUUUUCUACCGGAGCUUCACCAACAUGCUCUUCUCAGACCUUGACUGUUGAUCUCGCAGCGAGCAGCAUCCGAGAAUGUACUUCUCCUCAAAGCGUGAGCCAGCAUACCAUGACAUCGGCGGCCAUCUCUGAUCCGACAGACAGCUUGUUGGCCGUCUCGCUCCCCAUGAGCGCGGAGUCCCCGGGGGGAUCGGGAGGGACGACGGCCACGCCCACUUCCAGCACCGUCAACACAACUGGUGUGUGCGCGGGGACGCUCUGUGCCACAGACCAAGGCGUUCACGGAGAGAGCGACUGGGACGUGGUCCCGCCCCCGCAGGAAGCCGCCGUGCAGCAAUCGUCUACUAGUCCGACGCUGGCUGACAGCUCCACGACACAGACUCUGAUGACGGUGAAGAUGGAGGAAGAGGCGGGGCAAGUGAUUUGUAUCAAGGAGGAGCCGGAGGAAGAGCAUGAAGUUAUUUCUCGCCUCCUGCUGGACAAUCAACUGAACUGCAACCAGUCAGAGAUGUCAGCGAUGCAGUGGGAAGGACUUGAAGCCGGCCACAGGAAGUGCUCCUCAAGCUUCAGCUCAGCCGGACCCAGUUCCUAUGCCGCACCACAGCCGCCUAUGGCCGCCUUGGCGCCCGGUGCCCCUCGCCAGGUGGCGCGCAGCCCGUGGACCGAAGGCCUGAGCCUGUACGAGGAGUACAAGCUGCGGCGGAACGAGCUGCGGCGGCGAAGCCUCAACCGGCGGCGAGAGCUGGAGAAGACGCUGCCUCAGCCUCUGCUGGCCGACCUGGUGCGCGAGCGCAGGGAGAAGACCCGGCUGAGGGUGGCCAGGUGGAGGGCCAAGAGGAAACUCCAGGCUUGUCUCAACCAGGUGCAGGUGAGCAGCGACACUUCCUGUCAGGUGACACACUGGUCCUCACGUCGGCGUGCUCAUGUGCAGACUCAGGGCGGCGCUGUGGCUUUCCCCAUCAGCGGUCCUCACAGAUCUCCACACGCCGCCAACAACAACAUGGUCAUCUCGGCCGUCACCACGUUCCCUUUUGUCACGCCGCCCUCGUCCUCCCUGCUCCUGCGGGGCCCCAACAUGGCCGCCCAGUUCCAUCAGCACGCGGGGAUGUCGUCAUCAUCCUACCCGCAGGUUAGCGUAGUGCAGCAGAGCGUGUGUCAGACAGACGCAAACGUCCCGCCCUGAGGUAGAUCGCCUAUCUAAUCCUCUCUUCUGAAAUGUUUGUAUCAAUUCAGUAUUUAUUAUUGUAGGAAAAUACCUGUGCGUUUUGGAUAGACGAUAUCUUUUAUUUAGGAUAUUUUAAUUUCAACAAUUUUGUACCGUUUUCAUUGAGAGUUAAACAGCGUCCUCUGCUGGUUACUCAAUUUGGCCUCCACUAAAUCGUACUUAUUGAUGAUGAAACAUCAAACUCUCACACUACACUACAUUUUACUGUGUACUCUAAUCCUCAUUGUGUGGAAUUAACAUGGACAUGGUGUUUACACUUCAUUGCAUUAAAAUGUGACAAGUAACUUAAA
This is a messenger RNA of Nerophis ophidion (straightnose pipefish), 2056 nucleotides long. RefSeq lists its product as uncharacterized. Lineage: Eukaryota; Metazoa; Chordata; Actinopteri; Syngnathiformes; Syngnathidae. The record is from RefSeq and is a predicted model, not a curated record. Bases 177 to 1724 code for a protein of 515 amino acids. The transcript has 8 exons.